ACUUCUCAAAACAUGGCGGUUUCAAGGAGUAAUACUCCUCAGUUGUCGGAUGUUUUUCUUUUGACGUGGUCAGUAGAAACGAAACACGAUGUAUUUGAGAGGUGGUCGCAAGGAUUUUACUUCAGUGAUGAUGAGCCAACAGCCUUAGUUCAAAAUUGUGGUGGUCCUUGCUCGGUGAUUGCAUCAGUGCAGGCAUAUUUGGUGAGGCGAUUGAUAUUUGAGAGGAAAGGAUGUUCGGAAAAUGAUGAUUGGCGAAAAAUCAAUGGCAAAGAGAGAAAGGCUGUGUUAUGUCAAACACUUAUUGAUAUCUGGAAACUAGUGGCUGAAAAAGAUUACCAAGUCGUUUUGACCAAAAACCAUCAGAUAAAUGAGGGAAACGAAAACCAACCAAUGGAAAUCGUGCAAACCGUUGGCGAGUCAUCCAUUCAAGGUGAAAAGACAAGUCAAUCCACACGCGAAGACUAUCAUAAAAACAUAUGUUCCCAAACGACAGCUCAGACUAAAGAUGAUUUCCAUUCUACCUUGAGGCAAUUUUCCUGUUGUAAAUCGGAGCAUUUGGAGAACUUUAUCACGAGAAAUAUUCAUCAGUUCGAAGGAACAUUUGGGGUUCUGUUGUUCUUAUAUUCCAUAUUAUUAAGCAAGGGUAUAAAAGAAAUUAAGUCAGAAAUGGACGAAACCGUUGCAAGUCCACUUAUCGACCCAAUUCAUGGCCACGGUAGCCAAAGCAUGGUGAAUCUAAUGUUAACUGGCCACGCGGUAUCUCAUGUUUGGGACCUGGAACGAGAUGUGGGCGGAUUAAAAUUAAAGGGAAUACCGAAACAAUCCAACAUUGGUUUUCUCUCGUUAUUGGAAUCCAUGCGAUAUUGUGAGGUCGGCAGCUUUUUAAAAUGUCCGAAACAUCCAAUCUGGCUGCUGGCCAGCGAAACUCAUUUGACUGUUCUUUUAACCAAGGAAAAUAUUGACCGAAACAGACCAGUAGACAUUGCUAGAAGUGUUUUCAAAACAUACGACACUCAAGAAAAUGGAUUUAUUGAAAGAGAAAAACUGAAAGAUGUACUUGAAGCUUUGGAACUCGAAACCGAACCAGAUUAUGUUGGCUUUAUGCAAAAUUAUUUAGAUCCAGACUCAUCAGGAAUUAUUUUACUUCAUGCGUUUCAAAUGUUUUAUCCUGAAGAGUUUAGCUUGAUGCUAGAAGAGUCGGACUUUGCAAAAAGUUUUCAUGUUUAUCAUUAUAACGGUUUAUCAAAAAGUUGUGGAAAGGAAGAUGGAAGAAAAAAGGUUGUGUAUUCUGAAGGAACGUGUACGUUAUUGUCUGGUGAUGUCGUCUGUGUUUCUGAUGGGCCUUUUUUAAACUGUCUAAGAACUAAAUGGCCUAAUGUGAUUAUUGAUUGGAAAAAUGAAGCCAAACCAUCUCUUAACUAAAGUCUUCGUGCUAAAUGUUUUGGGAUGCUGCACGUACAGAAAGCAUGCGUAUCAAUGUAUUCAUUUUAAUGAAAGUAACUUGUAACGUUGUGGCAUGUUUUAUGUCGUAUGACGACGUGAAACUGCAACAUUUGAUAAAAUUUUAUGAAAGAUCACCGCGCUGGAAGAACCAUAUUCAGCCAAACUUUUUUCA
This is a messenger RNA of Xenia sp. Carnegie-2017, 1615 nucleotides long. Its product is annotated as ubiquitin carboxyl-terminal hydrolase MINDY-3-like. Gene Ontology annotation, molecular function: calcium ion binding; K48-linked deubiquitinase activity; cysteine-type deubiquitinase activity. NCBI's taxonomy places the organism in Eukaryota, Metazoa, Cnidaria, Anthozoa, Malacalcyonacea, Xeniidae. The transcript is spliced from 15 exons. The coding region runs from base 13 to 1422 and encodes 469 amino acids. The record is from RefSeq and is a predicted model, not a curated record. Gene Ontology annotation, biological process: protein K48-linked deubiquitination.